AUGGUUUCUCCCCGUGCUCGGCGUGGGCUUCUCGCACUUGAGCGCCCAACAAGUCUCCGUGCUCCAGCCAGCGCGCAGCCGCGACUGAGGCCAAACGCAGAGCAACGGGAGCACGAUGUGCUGGGCCCCAGAGCCCUAGGCCGGGCUGAGCCCAGGACUGCGCGGUGCCAGCCUCCUUCCCCUCUCGGUGGCCCCGGGGCUGCGCUCGGUCGGAGCAUCUUCAGCCCCGCAGUGGCUCGGACCCGAUGCUACGGGAGAGGAGCGAGCCCGGCGCGCAGAGCUGCGGGAGGCGUCGGAUGCGCGGCCGGGCUGGGGACCCGGAGCUCUCGCCAGCUCGCCUUGCCCUCUGGUGAUUACCGGGCUGUGUUUAGAGCCCGGUCUUUCCUUGGAGGAGACCGGCGCAUCCGAGAGGAGCCAUCCGUGUCGUGUGCGUGUGGAAUAUCUGCAGACAUGACUGCGUGGAGGAAAUUGAAGUCGCUGCUCCUGCCUCUGGUGCUAGUGGUUCUGUGCGCGGGGCUCCUCACUGCAGCUAAGGGUCAGAACUGUGGUGGUCUGGUCCAGGGACCCAAUGGCACCAUUGAGAGCCCCGGCUUUCCUCAUGGUUAUCCUAACUAUGCCAACUGCACCUGGAUCAUCAUCACUGGGGAGCGCAACAGGAUACAGCUGUCCUUCCACACCUUCGCCCUAGAGGAGGAUUUCGACAUCUUAUCGGUGUACGAUGGGCAGCCCCAACAAGGGAACUUGAAAGUGAGGCUGUCAGGAUUCCAGCUGCCCUCCUCCAUUGUGAGCACCGGGUCUCUCCUCACGCUCUGGUUCACCACGGACUUUGCAGUGAGCGCACAGGGUUUCAAGGCCAUGUAUGAAGCUUUACCAGAGGAGAUAAAUGCAAGGGUUCCCCGAAUGAAGCUGUCAUCCCAGAGCAGGGGUCCUCUAAAGGCACUGGCCCUUGUCAACAAGAUCCAUCUCUGUACACCUGAGACAUGCUGGGAUUAUCAUGGAGGACCUCGGAUCCAGAAUUACAGCCCCAGGUCGGCCAACGUGUCAUAUCUGAGGCUUCGGUUGCACUGUGGGGGACUAUUCCACUCUGAGGCGGUCUCCACUGCCUCUGACCUGAUCAGCUGCUGCCUGCCUCUCUGA
Molecule: messenger RNA, 1137 nt
Organism: Myodes glareolus (Bank vole)
Lineage: Eukaryota; Metazoa; Chordata; Mammalia; Rodentia; Cricetidae
Source: RefSeq, a predicted model, not a curated record